CCAAGCUUCCGAAGCCCAUGCAGAAUGAUUUUCGCUGCGUUUAUUCUCCUAAUUGGAAUCUUUUCUUCAGUGGACGGGUGUGGCGUUCGACCACGUUCUCGAAUUGUUGGCGGAUACCAAGCAGCACCUAAUUCGUGGCCAUGGCAGGCUAUGCUAAUGACUAGAGGUCCUUUCUGUGGGGGCUCAUUGUUGAGUCCUAACUGGGUUGUGACAGCGGCACACUGCGUUGAGAAUAUCAAUGAGGGAGACUUUAAGGUCAGGCUUGGAGCGCACCACAGGACCCGUGUGACUAACAGGGUACAAGACUUCAAUGUACGACGCAUCUAUCGCCAUCCAUCUUACCACCAUCCCAUUUCCUAUGCACAUGAUAUCGCCUUGCUACAGCUGGAUCGCCCAGCCCGAUUAAACGGCGCGGUACAACCAGUGUGCUUACCAAGUAAUAGAGAUCAACAAGGAAGGGAAUGCACCGUGACAGGCUGGGGUCACCUUAAACAUGGUGGUGGUUCACCCGAGUACCUUAAUCAGGUGAGCGUUCCCAUCGUAUCCUACAGUUCGUGCAAAAGAGUUUAUCCAGGAAGGACACACAAGAGUAUGUUGUGUGCAGGUCUAAUCUCUGGUGGGAAAGAUGCUUGCCAGGGUGACAGCGGAGGACCAUACGUGUGUAAAAACUGGAAUGGCAGAUGGUAUCUGGAAGGGGUCGUCAGCUGGGGUGACGGGUGUGCCUGGGCGAAUAAGUUGGGAGUCUAUGCCAAUGUUCGUUAUCUGAGGGACUGGAUCCAAAGAGUGACAAGGUUAUAAAGCACUCUCCCCGCUGUACACUUUGCAUUGAGCAAUGCUAACAUACAUUCAAUUAAAUAACUGAAUGCCAUA
Messenger RNA from Stylophora pistillata, 870 nucleotides. RefSeq names its product trypsin. Gene Ontology annotation, biological process: proteolysis. Gene Ontology annotation, molecular function: serine-type endopeptidase activity. Lineage: Eukaryota; Metazoa; Cnidaria; Anthozoa; Scleractinia; Pocilloporidae. The record is from RefSeq and is a predicted model, not a curated record.